Messenger RNA from Gryllus bimaculatus (two-spotted cricket), 4805 nucleotides. NCBI's taxonomy places the organism in Eukaryota, Metazoa, Arthropoda, Insecta, Orthoptera, Gryllidae. The record is from the annotation of a GenBank genome assembly.
CGAGGAACACCGCCUCUAAUCUACUACGCAACUGCGCCUUUACUCGAGGUGGUGUCAAUGCCCAGUUCCAAUCGUCUGUCGUACAUUUGUAUUUAAUUUUGCCCCUUCAUGAAACACGAUAGAGAUUGCCAACUGUGUAACUGGAAGUAAAACACUCAGAAAUGUUGAAAUUUCAUGCUAGCAACAGCUUGUAAUGCCCGAAAAUAGCACAUGUGAGGUUGGCUGUAUCUGAGUAUUAUCGCCCGCCCACACGACUUACUGAUUUGUAUUUUGUCAUACCAUUUGAGCUCGGGUAGUACGUGAAUUUCUCCACUCGUUGAAAUUAACAUUGAUAUAUUUUCUGUCAUUUGACAUUUCGUAAAAAACAUGCCGUCAGUUCUGCUCACAGAGUCACUAGCCGUGGAACUAGGAGCUCGAGAACCGUGGCCUGUUGAUGUGAAAUUGUUUCAGCCUUAUGAUGUGGAACAAAUUUUGCUUCCAGAUAAUGCAAAUUGUUUAGCAGUUCAAGCUUAUCUGAAAAUGUGUGGUUUACACUUCCAAAUAGAAAAUAGAAGCAAUGCAGAAUUCAUGUCACCAUCAGGUCGAGUGCCUUUCAUAAAAUGUGGAGCAUUUGUGGUAUCAGAAUUAGAUCCUAUCAUAGCAUUUGUAGGAACUAAAGGUGUGAGCCUUACAAAUGACCUCGACAAUACUCAGAAAGCUGAUAUGCGAGCGUACAUGUCUCUUAUUAAUACAGUUCUUGUUAAUGCGGAAUGUAGUGAUGCUGAAUGCAUGAAUCAUGAAUCACAUGGCUACUAUUUCACGUUGUUGCAGCUCUAUGUGACAUGGUGUGAUCCAACUACCUUAAACGAAGUAACAAAACCACGAUAUGGAUCUGUUUUUCCUUGGCCACUGAAUCAUAUACAAUGUUGGCAGAAGAGAACGCAAGUUCUCAAAAAGCUGUCAAUUCUUGGAUGGGCCCAAAAAUCCCUAGAUGAGGUUUACAGUGAGAUAGAAUCUUGUUGCAAUGCAUUAUCUCAACGACUUGAAGAUCAAAAGUAUUUUUUUGGUGAUCGGCCUACUGAAUUAGAUGGCCUGGUUUUUGGCCAUCUUUUUACUAUAUUGACCACUCCUCUACCUAACAACAGAUUUGCAGGAAUCGUCAGAGGUUACUCCAACUUAAUUGAGCUGUGCAAGACUGUUGAAAGAAUGUAUUUUGAUCGCAGUGUACCAGAGCCAAGUACAUAAAUAUUCAUGCCUGCCUGUAGUAUAUGCAAUAGCAUUACGCAGUGACCAGAAGUUUGCAUUUUUAACUUCCUUUUUUUUUAGUAACACUUGGUAACUGCAUAAGGAAGGAACUUCUUUCCAAAAGUGUUUUUGAGUGACUGUCUUUCUUAGUGACUAAAUGUGUUGUACAGUUUGAUUUUUGGAUACGUGCUAUAAAAUUGCUUGUGCUAGUACAGUGCAAUAUAGCUCUCCCUAGAAAAGACAGCCACCCUUAUGCUUUCAAGGUAGCUAAAUAAAUCAUGUGUCUGUGUAUAUACAUGUAUAUAUAUGGGGGUGUUUUUAUACGCUCGCAUACACACAUACGUACAUAUACAUACAUGUUACAAAAGAGGUUUUAAAAGUAUAUUUUUCAACAUAUCUAAUUUUGAAUAAUGACUUUUUGCUAGAAGUGCUGAAACAAGGUGCAUUUUAAUAUGUGAGCAAAACAUCAGUGUACUUUCUUAUUUCUCCAUUGAUGGUUUUGCUAUGGCUAUGAUUAUCUACUUCAUUUGGUGGAUAAACUUGGAAAAACACACACACAUACACAAGUUACUAGGGCUAGAAGUGGUGUCCGAUGGAGUAUAUUGGCAAUAAAAUAUCUUUACUGUUACUAAAAAAUCCCAAUUACAAGCAUAACUCUUUGACUUGAAGAGGUAUUAUAUAUAGCUCAUAGAAUUUUUAUCAGGAACAAUAUUGUUAAAAAGUUUAAUAACAAAGUAUGCUCAAUAUGAUUUGGUUGAUGAUCUGAUCAUCCAACAGACCAUGAUCAAUUAUUGUAGUCUUGUUUGGCAAAAUAAUGUAAUGGGAACUGUGUUUUCAGCUCAUUUGUGAGGCAUAUGACAUACUUAAUGUAUCUUCAGACAAAUUUGUUUGUAUUGCUGAACACUGAAAUACCUGAACACUUGACAAAGAAUCCAUUGUCUAACCUCAAAUUGGAUUCCUUGGCUCUAUUUGAUGAGCGAAAGUGAAACAUAAUAAGUCUGUCAUAGAUAUGCAAUCUUUAGUCAUUCCUCAACUCCCUUAAUGUGGAUCUGGUGGACAAUGUUUGGAGAAUUAAUUUUGCAGAGGCACUAGUUGGGAGUCUCUCUUGUUCUACAAUCAGAAUGUAGUGGGUUACCAUGCUGUGCUUUCUCAUGGACACUCUUAACCAUUGUUGAAUUUUCUUAGUGAAGCUUUUGCCCAUGAGCUUCAACUGAAAUCAUCCAAUUCAGAUCCACUUGUGUGGGAAUCAGCAUUUAGCUAGCAAGAGCUUUGGCUAGUACCGUUCUCCUACUCUUGUGGAGAGGUCUACUGCUGUGAUUAACAGUUAUGUCAAAAGAUUAGGUGAGCUGGAACUAGAUAGCAUUGCAGCUACAAUUUGCUGUUGGUGAUGUAUUUGUGAUGAGCAGUGCUUUUCCUGAGAAGCACAAGGAAGUGACAUUUCUAAAUCUUUUGUACAUCUAGCUUUUUGUUUUAUGUUGAUAUUUUAUAGAAAUUUUUACUUGUGCAUGAAUUCCCCAAUGAUGUCUUUUGUGAAUACAUAGUUAUUGCAUUGUGAUCAUAUGGUUAUGAAUGGUGUGCCUGUGAGUUGGUCUUUGCAUUCUUGAACAAUGAAAGUAAUUUAGUACCGACAGGCAAUAUUUCAAAACUCCCAGUUGUUCCUUUCUAUAAGUCAAAUUAUUCUAGCUUUCAUUUGAUUAAAAAGCAGAUGCUUUCCAUACAUUUGUAUUGACAAAACACUGGUUAAAUGUUCACAGUGAGUGCAUUAAAUUGAAAUUAUUAUUAAUGCAUAUUAUAACAGCUUUUCUCAGGCAUUUUUGGGAUGAAAUAUUUACUACAAAUAUUUUAUUUUACAUUUUCUAUUAUUCUGAUAAUCCCACCAAUGAAAUGCAUAUAGUAUCUGAAGGGGCUGUCAACUUGUCAUAACAUCUCAUCUCAGAUACUUGUCAGAGAUUUUCGUGUGAAUCUGUAUAGAAUGAGUAUGGGGGAUCAACCCAUCGCUGUCCUAAGGAUGGUAAUAAGGAUGUGAUGGAGAAGGAAGGAUCGCAUGAGCUCCAUAUCCGAUUGCUCGUGAUACUGAUUUGUCAUCCACCUGGAGUCAUUCAGGAGAAAUAACGAAAAUGACCUAUCUAAGCAGCCAACCUCCAGAAAUCUCAUCAAGGUAGUGGUUUGCAUCAAUCCAGUUCUUUAGAUGGUGUCAAAAUCCUUCCAGGGCUUUAGCCAAGGAUCUUUUGAUCUAUGAAGCUUCAGUUACACACUUGCAUCUACAAUUGAAGGUGGUAACUAAAAUUUUUGUCACUAUUGUAGUGGGAUUUGUAUGCGGGUUUUGCAACCUUGCAUACUAUAUCACUAUGCUAAGUGCAUCUAUAAUGAAUGUGUAAAUGAGGCCUCCAUUAAUUUCUUAAUUAUAUUUCGUCCUUUGUCAAAAACCAGUCUGGUCAUAAAGGAAAUUAUUAAUGUGGGAUUGUAAAUAAAGUCUAAAGAAAAAUAAGAUCUAGAUUAUGUGUUUGGCUUCAUGUAUGCCUGAUCAGAAUAUUGGAUGUGAUCUCACCUUCGGUCCAAAAUUUUAAUUUAAAACAAAAUUAUUGGAUGAUAUAUUAUUAAUGAAUAAUAUGCAAUUACACUGAUAAAGCUAAACAUUCCAUAGUUGAAGUUCAUUUAUGUAAGAUAUACAAAUACAUAGCACACGACACUUCUCAUGAAAUGAUAAAUAUGAAAAUAUUACUUCAUUAAAUAAAAUGGAAGUAGGCAAAAGAGAAAAGGUUGUUUUUCAGUAAAAAAUACGUUUUUAUGCAAAUUAUGUGUGUUCUGUGCAGAACACUUGAGCAGAUAAUUCAAUGACUUGCUGAUGUUCAGUAAUUUGCAGUAAUUGGGCUGCAAAUUGUUACUUAUAAUGCUUUUAUAAAGCAACUGAAGAUGCUCUGCUCAACAGCACCUUGUUUCAGAAAUACCAGUCAAACACAAGAAUUGAUGCAAAAGCAUGUUUCAGAGCAGUAUUAUUAAAUUUCACAAGAAAAACAAUACCUACUGCCACAUGCCAGUGCCUAGCAAAGACAAUGUUGUGAGUCUGUUCUGUAGUUGAAAUUUUAUCGGAUGUUCAUUAAAAUGUUAUGAUUGGUUGACUAUUGUUUAUUAUUCAAUUAUAGUAAUCUUUAAUUUCCUCAUUAAUUAAAAAUCCUGUUCCUUGUAGUUUUAUUGAUUAAUUCAAUAGAAAGUGUACAAGUAUAGAAAAAAGUGAGUAAAGUUUUUAUGUUCUUACCUACUAUGUAUAUAUGAAGUACAGAGAAAGUAUUGUAAUGCUGUAGCUUUUGACAGAAAAGUCUGUUAUUGACCCCUAAUGUGGAAAAAGUGGAUCAUUCUUGCUACUAUAUGUAGAACAAUUACUUCUAAUAUGUUGUCUAAUCUGAAUCCUCAUUAUGUGGGUUUUUGACACAUUAAUUUACGGCAAAAUGUCUUUCUGUACAACGUUAAUGUCUAAACGAUUCAGACCAUUUUCUCCAGAAUUGGUAUUUAUUCGACCGAUGAAGCCGAACUCAGGACUUCGAAAUUGAUACGGAUAUUUUGAUUUUAGGGGCACUUAAUGC